UAGACGUGCCGCGGCAGGAUGCGUACCGGAAGAGGCGGGCAGAUGGCCGGAAGUGGGCCAGGGACACCCGGAACGCCUUGGGGGAGAUGAAGCCAGCGGUGGACGAGAUGUUCCCCGAGGGCGCCGGGCCCUACGUGGACCUGGAUGAGGCCGGAGGCAGCACCGGGCUUCUGAUGGACUUGGCAGCCAAUGAAAAGGCAGUUCACUCGGACUUCUUUAAUGAUUUUGAAGAUCUCUUUGAUGAUGAUGACAUCCAGUGAGGCGCUGUCUCAUGCUGCGUGUGGUCAAGCCUUUGCUGCGUGAGCGUGUGGUGGAGCCCUCAGGACAGUCCCAUGGUUCUGCAGAACGGGUGGGAACACCUGAAAUGAGGAGAUGGUUAACUGAGAAAGGACUGUUUCACCCAUCUGAGUGAGGUCAUUCCAUCUCUGAAUGUGACCAACUGUUGUCCUCACUUCAAUUAAAAAAGCGAUGUCAUCACUA
Molecule: messenger RNA, 480 nt
Organism: Myotis myotis
Lineage: Eukaryota; Metazoa; Chordata; Mammalia; Chiroptera; Vespertilionidae
Gene: COPS9
Product: COP9 signalosome subunit 9
Exons: 3
Coding region: 87-260 (57 amino acids)
Biological process (GO): negative regulation of protein neddylation
Source: RefSeq, a predicted model, not a curated record